Molecule: messenger RNA, 915 nt
Organism: Babesia ovata
Lineage: Eukaryota; Apicomplexa; Aconoidasida; Piroplasmida; Babesiidae
Product: SF-assemblin beta giardin, putative
Exons: 8
Coding region: 1-915 (304 amino acids)
Molecular function (GO): structural constituent of cytoskeleton
Source: RefSeq, a predicted model, not a curated record
AUGAGCGUGGUAACAACCGUAGGUGGCCAACCGGCGCUGCUCAGGAGGAGCACGAGAAGAUGUGUGUUUAAUCAGGGUGAUUCCAACACCCUGCGUGUACACCCUAGAGGGACACACAUCUCAACCAUGGCGGAGAAUGUAGUAAAAUUUGGCAAUGGGAAGCCUCUCUCAGCAUUCCACAGCCAAUUGAAGGCCUUCGAACUCGCCGUAGCAAAGGAGGGUGAGAGACGCAAGGCCGAAGAGGAUCAGAAGUUUAAGCACAUCAUCCAGCAAAUCACAAGACUUAGCGCUGAUCUCAGGCUCGAAGUUCAGGAAAGGCUAGAUGCGAAAGAGGCUCUGCAGAAGGCAACGUUUGAGGCGGCUAAUAGAAUGCUCAACGACCUCCAAACGAAACUUACACGAAGGGUAAACUCAAUUGCUGAACGGCUGGACGCAUUAGUGGCCCGUUGUGCAUCUGUUGAGGGUUCAGUCAACGAUCUGUCACAGCGAAUAAAUCAGUCGUUCGAUUUCAAAAUGCUGCAAAAUGACCUCAACGAACUGCAUCGAAACAUCAAGAAUGAUAUUGCCGUGAAGGUUGAGAAGGAUACAUCCUUAGUGAACAAACUCAUGCACAUGGAAUACGCGAUUAAAUCGCGGCUCAACGACAUUGUAUUCUUGGGAAACGAGAGCCUGAAGGAACUGCGUGUUGAAAUGAUGCGCCUAUCAGAGUGGAUUGCCUCAGACGUCGGUCCCAUGUCACCACAAAUCAUGGAGGAAAUAAAUACACUCAAGACAGCUAUGGAGCUUGCUACUAAGGCCAGGAAGGAGUCUGAUGAAGGGCUCUUUGAGGCUUUUGAGCAAAUCGUAAGAGUCUUGCCACGCAAUAUACAAAAUGAGGCCAAUGGCUUACGUAGAGUUCACACCUCUGCACAAUGA